Molecule: messenger RNA, 1660 nt
Organism: Spodoptera frugiperda (fall armyworm)
Lineage: Eukaryota; Metazoa; Arthropoda; Insecta; Lepidoptera; Noctuidae
Exons: 2
Coding region: 93-1115 (340 amino acids)
Source: RefSeq, a predicted model, not a curated record
UAAAUCAUUCAACUUUUAUUAUUUUACAAUAAUACCGCCAUCACGGUGAACACACAAUGUGUUGUAAGCAAUGAUAAAAAUAAAAUAUAAAAAUGAUUGUUUAUUUACGUGAAAAUAUGAAAAUUGUAAUUUUGUUAUCGUUAUUUGCUUAUGCAUCAACAGCCGUCCAAGAGCCCUCACCAAGAAGCGUCAAUGUAGCCCUAGAAACAUCGUUCCUAUUCGAACCCAAAGACAUUAAUGAAAACUUACAAUUUGUUAAAAAUGUAAAGAAUUUCUUAGACAAACUUUAUUCAAUGUUAGCACCGCAAGUUAAAGAAUAUAGCAGUUCACAAAAACCAGCAGAUUUGCAACAAUUUAGGGCUGAUAUUCACCCACAAACACAACUCGAAUCUCGAAAGUUAUUUUUCAUAGAUUUGUAUAAAGAAUUCUGUGAUUUUGUAUCCAAUAUAACUUCGAAUACACUGGAACAAUCCUUGACAGUUAUAAAAAAGGAAAUUAAUCAAAUACUCGACUCAAAUCAGGAAAUUUUAAAAGAAAUUAUACCUGAUAAAAAUAUUAAGAAAAUUUUGGACGAAUCUUAUGAUGGCGCCAAAAGUAAUGUCAAAUAUUGUCAUAAAAAUAUCGCGUUUAAGAAGUUCGCUAGAAAAAUGGAAAGAAUGUAUACGCAACAGGAAUUGAAAAAGCUACAGAAAUGUUUGAGAAAAUUAGAUAAUGCCAUUGAAAAUAAUAAUAAAUCUGAUGCAACAAGAAUUGUUAGAGAAUUCAUACAAAUUGGGAUUAUUGAUAAAUAUAGUCAACUCAAUGUGCCUGGUAGAGAUAUGUUUGUUAGAGAGAUGAAAGUUUUAUUAGAUUACAUUGAAGUAAAAAAUAAAGAAUUUAAAGAGAAACAUUCCAUUAAAAAGAAAAAUGUAAAGCCUACAAAAGAAAUUGUAUAUGCAAUUGAUGAUGUGACAAAUUCUAGUUCUAUAGAAAAUAAUUUGGAAACGCGUAGAUCGAGAGGGGAUAAGGAAAAAAGGGUUGGUGUUGAAAGAUCAAAAAAAGAUAAAAAACGAAGCGGUUUUAACGAAAUCGUCGUUGAUAAUAUGGAACUUAUUGUGCAGUCUUUAAAAUCAUAAUUUACCUAAUAUUUGGGUGAUUUUCCAAAACAAAAUCACAAAAAGUCAAUGGCGUCAUUAUCCUCAAAAAAAAGUUAACAAUUCUGCAGAUUGAAACACAAAAUUUUGAUUGGUUGAGACCAAUCCAAUAAAAUUGGCGCAACUAUCAGUCUGUCGGUCAGUCCUCUAGUUGCUCGUUCCAAAGUGUAGAUUCCUAUGGAGAAGAACGAGCAAGAAACUCCAUAGGUUACUCUUUUUCAAUUGAAUACUGUGUUAAAUCAUAUUAUUCAUCAGUAGCUGACCUGGAAACUCUUCGUAUCGCCUGAAAUAUUAUGUUCUCACCUUUUAAACCUUCCCUGGAGUUCCGACAAAUAAUUCAAGACCAAAAUUAGCCAAAUCGGACCAGCCGUUCUCGAGUUUUAGCGAGACUAACGAACAGCCAUUGAAUUUUAUAUAUAGAGAUGAAGAUGAUGAUUAGCUACAUUGUUCACUGCCUUCUCCAAUAACUACACAUUGCGACGUUAGAAGCGAAAUUUCAAGUUUUUAUUUAUGUAAAAAUAUAUUUG